Messenger RNA from Actinia tenebrosa (Australian red waratah sea anemone), 1929 nucleotides. Its product is annotated as cyclin-dependent kinase 5 activator 1. Lineage: Eukaryota; Metazoa; Cnidaria; Anthozoa; Actiniaria; Actiniidae. Gene Ontology annotation, molecular function: protein kinase binding; cyclin-dependent protein serine/threonine kinase activator activity. Gene Ontology annotation, cellular component: growth cone; cytoplasm; protein kinase 5 complex. Gene Ontology annotation, biological process: axon guidance. The record is from RefSeq and is a predicted model, not a curated record.
CUAACAAUAGGAGGUCGCUCGUCAUACCUAUUUUCACUGGUAUCCUAUAGCAACAGUUGGUCACACCAUAAUUACCCGCGAAAACAUGGAUAAACAUCAGUCACACAACAGAUGCAGUGAAAUCACCAUCUACUAGCCACCUGCUUGUCAUUCUGUGUUGUACGGCGUCUUGAAAACAUACACUGGAAGACAUUCAUUUAAAUCGAGGCCGCUAACCUGAAGUAUUUCGCCGGUCGCUUGCUUCCCCAUUUGGGUUACUAUCUAUAGAAAUGGGGUCUACUUUAUCAGUGAAUCGAAAAAGCCUUUUUCGCGAUUGCGGCGGCUUUUGGAACUUGAAGACCCGAGAACAAGCCAAGAGUUUUUACUGCAAGUGUUGUUAUAAUGUCAGUGACGGUAAUGGAAAAGAGAAAAAAGUGAGUGGGCUAGCUUCCUGUGAUAGUCUCACAGCGUAUUUGCAAAAAUGUGCCAGCGUCGGGAAGAAAAAGAUGAGAUCGAAGAUCGAGCCAGCACCGAAUAAGAAACCAAAUGAUGUAGAAGGGAAAGAGAAAAAUGAAGAACCACGCUUGGAAAGCGUCCCCACAGAAAUUAUACCGACCAAAACAAAGACAGAAGAGAAGGAGAAACCAUCAAUAACUCAAAACAAACCGAUCGUACCCCCCAAACCUCAACAAAGACCAAGCAGUUCUUCAUUCACCCUGAGUAGUGAUGCUCUCAGAUGUAUAGGGAAUUUCGUGAAAAGUCAUUGCAAGAAUUUAUCGCGUUUACGAGCUUCUGAAGUCGUGUUAUGGCUGCGCGGAGUUGACAGGGCGUUGCUGAUACAAGGUUGGCAAGAUCAAGCAUUUUUAACGCCACCAAAUCUCGUCUUCCUCUUUAUGUUACUCAAAGAAUCUUUAAAGGAAAAGUUCACGAGUAUCACCCAGCUCCGUGCCGACGUUUUGACUUGUCUCUACAUGGCUUACACAUACAGCGGACCAGAGAUUAGCUACCCCCUGAAACCUUUCCUUGUGGACGGUGACAGAGAAGCGUUUUGGGAUCGUUGCAUGAACAUUAUUAACAAUCUUAGCGAUAAGAUGCUACAGACGAACAGAGACCCUAAAUAUUUUGGUGAACUCUUAGUUGAUUUAARGCGUUAUAAUUCUGCUGUUGACAGAAGAGAUGGAUAGACAGUGGAAAAAUUCCCAAGGGAUAUUAACUCUGUUGUGUAUAGGAUAUAUAUACAUAAUCGAUCGGCUCAAUUCUGACACCAAAGCAUUGAAUCUAAAGAUCAACCUUUCGUACGAAUUCAAUGCCGUAAGCGACCUCGAUCUUUUAUAUAUUCAAGCGCUACAUUUUUCUCAAAUUUCGAGGAUUCAACAAGUUUAGAGAAAGACCUUAAGACAUCUAUUGUUUCGCGAACAUGCUAAGGUUUAUGAGAGCGCGUUCGCAAGCGGAGCCGUGUGCCGUCGACUCAUUUAGAGCUGCCGAAGUGAAGGACGUCAAAUGGACCUUUCACAGAUUUAAAUCCUUUAAAAAAAAUCUUUAGUGAUUUAUUUUGUCUURGUAAUAUUGGAGAAUAUUGAUUCUUAUUUUUUUGUAAUUUAGGUUUUUCAACAAGAAAUUGUCAGUCGAUUCGGAUAAAUCGCGAAAUUUUAAGUAUAGAAUCCUUGAAAAGGUAUUUAUAAAGAAUUUAGAAAAUAAUUUAUGAAGAUUUUGCUAAGAAUAUUACUUGUGAAUAUAUAUUGAGAUAGUUUAUUUAUUUCCUUACUUCGCGAGACCAAAGACCACAUGUUAAAUGCAAAUAUCUUUUUUUGCCUUUAAAAAGUAGAGCAAUGACAAUUCAAUGUAUUAAAGACAACAUCUGGCUAUUUGACAGAUCAGCUCUGUGUUCUGUCUAGUAURAAAACCAUUAAAAUAUCUUUUUAGUGUGAAAUAAAACAAGAAUUUUUAUCA